Molecule: messenger RNA, 849 nt
Organism: Capronia epimyces CBS 606.96
Lineage: Eukaryota; Fungi; Ascomycota; Eurotiomycetes; Chaetothyriales; Herpotrichiellaceae
Exons: 1
Coding region: 1-849 (282 amino acids)
Biological process (GO): maturation of 5.8S rRNA; maturation of LSU-rRNA
Cellular component (GO): preribosome, large subunit precursor
Source: RefSeq, a predicted model, not a curated record
AUGUCUAAGAUGGUCCCAUUGUCGCAGAAGAAGCGCAAGCUCCAAGAUGGAAUGCGAGGCAAAACCGAGCGGCCAAAGAAGCGGUUCAGAAAACAGCUCGACUACCACAGUUCGUCGGAAGAGUCCGAUAAAGAAGAAGAGGAUAACUUCACCGCUGUCAACCUCGCCGAUACAGAUGACGAGCAUGACGCAAGACCAGCAUCAGCCCCAAACCCAACCCCGAAACACAACGCUGUCAAGUCGAAAAGCGCGGUGGCCGAGUCGGAUGAAGACAGCGGAGAUGAUGACCAAGAAACGGGCUCAGAAGGAAACACAACCUCGGGAGAAGAGGGCGAGGGUGUCCCUACCAGAGCAGAGAAACGAAGACCUACGAGUAAAAGAAAUGAUCCAGCUGCCUUCUCCACAUCCAUUUCAAAGAUUCUGUCCACCAAGUUGUCGCAAUCCGCGCGAAAAGACCCUGUCCUGUCCCGGAGUAGAGACGCGGCAGAGACGAGUGCCUCUCUUGCCAAUGAACGUUUAGAGCACAAGGCGAAAGCCAAGUUAAGAUCUGAACGCAAGGAAGACCUGGAAAGGGGGAGGAUAAAGGAUGUUCUUGGACUGAACUCGGGACGGGCGGGCGAGAUCGCUGAAGAAGAGAAGAGGCUACGGAAAGUGGCCCAACGUGGUGUCAUCAAACUUUUCAACGCCGUCCGAGCAGCCCAAGUCAAGGCUGAGCAGGCAGCCAAGGAAGAGCGGAAGAAGGGGACUGUCGGUAUGGCCAACAGGGAAGAAAAGGUCAAUGAAAUGAGUAAACAGGGCUUUCUGGAUUUGAUUGGAGGGAAGAAGGUCAAGACCGACGCUAUGCAAUAG